AUGUUAUUUGAACCCAAUCCUCCUCAUUUAAUCGAAGAAACUAUGUUUCAUGUUAAUUGUUUUGACAACAAUAUGACAUUGAAUCCUUCUCUUAAAUUGAAUUAUACGAUGAUGAAAAAGGGAAAGAUAAAAAAUCCAUGUGAACCAGGCUUAAUUAAGAAAACUUCAUUAGUUGAUUUGAUUGGCACGAUUAAUAAUACUGAUCAUCAAUAUUCAUUCAACGCCAAAUGUAUCGAUUCUCAAAUAUUUAUUAAUCUAGGUUCGCUAAAUUUUUCAUCUACAUCUAAUGAAAUACGUACCAUAUAUAUAAUAUUUAACAAACAACCAGUCAUUUGUCGGUUUAUAUUCAAUCAAAGUGAACUUGUAAGAAAUAAAACAUGUAUGAAGAACGCCACUUUGACAGUGGCAAAGUUUUGUUAUUAUGAUCCUCUGCUCGACACAUUAUCACAUGCAGUUGAUUGGAAUCUGUUAGAAAUUUUUUUUGCGAAUCCUUCUUAUGCACCAUCGGAUUGGCAAACAAAAAAUGGAUACUAUUAUAAUGAUAAACUACUAACGACCAUUACCACUAUAUCGACUACUACAAUUUCUUCUUUGAAACCAACAUCUCUACCUGCUAGCAUCGAGGAUAUAACUUCAUUCAGCAUUGACGAAACAACGACAUUCUCAACGGUUAGUACUACAGUACUAACGACUACUGUUACGGAAACCGAUAGGAUCGAGGAUACAACUUCAUUCAGUAGUAGUGAUAUAACAACAUUGUCCACGAUUAGUACUGCACCAUCGAUUACUACUUUUAUCGAGUUCGACACUACAUUGUUAUCAACCACUAGUAAUAAUCCAACACUAGCCACGUCUAUUAUCAGCGACAUUUUUACAUCAUCAAUUGAAAGUAGUACACCAAGUAUAACUACGUCUAUAGAGAGUAAUGAAAUUAUAUCUUCAAUUAUUACAACUACAGAUGCUGAUCAUAUUUUGAAUACUACUUUCGAAACAAUAUCUACAACACUUUUGGAUACAAGUACAACAUCACCAAAAAGCUCUAAAAGUUCUAAAGGUUCAAAAACAUCGAAAAUUAGUGCAUCGACAACAUCUAUGAUACCUUUAAAUAGGCUUCCUUCAACUGAAAAAUCAUCAUCUCGUAAUAAAUAUAUUAUACUUCUAAUCUUUAUAAUUGGCAUUAUUGCAUUGAUGUCAUUUCUUGUUUAUUUCUAUCAACACUAUGGAAAUAACCAUAGUCAAUCAUUGUUAAGUCAUAAUGAUAGUGAUGAAUCUUAUGAUUCAAUGAUGACGCAAUCUGAACUGGAUCCAUCAAAUGAAUAUGAUAAAGAAACGACAUCGACACAUGCUACAUCAGAAUUAUCAAUACCCGUACCACAACAACAACAACAAUCAAACACAUCUAGAAAACAGAACAGUGGACGCAUUUUUAGUACGUUCGAUCCAGAUGCUCCUUAA
Messenger RNA from Rotaria sp. Silwood2, 1455 nucleotides. The record is from the annotation of a GenBank genome assembly. Lineage: Eukaryota; Metazoa; Rotifera; Eurotatoria; Philodinida; Philodinidae.